CUCGCACCACUGCACCAUGUCCGGCCAGCUGGAGCGUUGCGAGCGCGAGUGGCACGAGCUGGAGGGAGAAUUUCAGGAACUGCAGGAAACUCACAGGAUCUACAAGCAGAAGUUGGAGGAACUGAAUGCACUCCAGACUUCGUGUAGCAGCUCCAUCAACAAGCAGAAGACCCGACUGAAGGACCUGAAACUCACACUCCAGAGGUACAAACGCCAUGCCAGUCGGGAGGAAGCGGAGCUCGUUCAGCAGAUGGGUGCCAACAUCAAGGAGCGGCAGAACGUCUUCUUUGACAUGGAGGCCUACUUGCCCAAGAAGAAUGGGCUCUACUUGAAUCUGGUUCUUGGCAAUGUGAACGUGACCCUUCUCAGCAACCAGGCCAAAUUUGCCUACAAGGAUGAGUAUGAGAAGUUCAAGCUCUACCUGACCAUCAUCCUGCUCCUGGGUGCUGUGGCGUGUCGAUUUUUCCUUCACUACAGGGUGACAGAUGAAGUCUUUAACUUCCUGCUCGUAUGGUAUUACUGCACCCUGACAAUUCGGGAGAGCAUUCUUAUCAGCAACGGCUCGAGAAUUAAAGGCUGGUGGGUGUCUCACCACUACGUGUCCACGUUCCUGUCUGGAGUGAUGCUGACCUGGCCUAACGGACUAAUUUAUCAGAAGUUUCGCAAUCAGUUUUUAGCGUUCUCCAUUUUUCAGAGCUGUGUCCAGUUCCUGCAAUAUUAUUACCAGAGAGGCUGCCUCUACCGACUGCGGGCCCUGGGGGAGAGGAAUCACCUGGACCUCACUGUGGAAGGAUUUCAGUCCUGGAUGUGGCGAGGCCUCACCUUCCUUCUGCCCUUCCUGUUCUGUGGCCAUUUCUGGCAGCUCUACAAUGCCGUCACAUUGUUUGAGCUCUCCAGCCACGAGGAAUGCAGAGAAUGGCAGGUGUUCGUGUUGGCGCUGACGUUCCUCGUCCUUUUCCUCGGCAACUUCCUGACCACACUCAAAGUCGUGCACACCAAACUCCAGCAGAACAGAAGCAAGGCCAAGAAGCCGUGAGCCGCGGGGCCGGCGCUCCUCGAGACCCCGGACUUUGAGACUGCAGGGGAUCCCAGGUGGCGUCCUUGCUGCCCAUCUUCUCCCCAACAGCACCAGUGACCACUGGCAGCGGUGACCUCAGGGGCCAGUGCAUCGCUGGGAGCAGGGCCGAGGCCCGGUCCCCAGCUGGACAAGAGGAAUGUGACCCCAGCCUGUCGGCGCAGUAUUAGCCGGCCCCAUCCUCCCUAUUUAUGACAUAUUUAAUAUCGCCUGCCCCCUUCCCUAGAAUCUGCUGCCCUCCUUCCCCCGCUGCUCUCUCGAGACUGGGUUAGACUUCCUGGGAGGGGGCGGGGGGAACUAAGCCUCAGGGACCCCCUCUGUUCCCCAUCCUGUCACUGAGCCCCUCAGGUUUGGGCUUCAGACGUGCCUCGCUGGGGUUGGAGCCUCCCACCCUGGGCGCCGCUUCUGCUGUGAGCUCCGGCGCGCUCCGGGGUGUUUCAGCUCUCAGAGAACCACUGUCGGGUCUGUGCCUCCUGCUAUUGUGCUUCCCAAGUCGCUGGCCACCAGGGCUUGGCCUGAGGCAGGGGAGUUCCCCAAGGGUCACCACCAGAGGGCACCCCUGCACUGUUUGGUUGGUUUGAGGGCGUGUUUCCCUCCCACCGCCCCCACCCCGGACAAAGUUUGGGUCCACUCUUGUGGGGGAGUUGCUUCCUGACCCCCACUCCUCAGCCCACCUUCCCAGAUUCAUGCAGUGAGUAACUCAGGGAGUGGGGACAAGAUUCAGCUUUGGCUGGGACUUCAGCCAGCAUGGAGGUCACCCGUGCUCCGGGCUUCCCCCCUUCACCUCAGAGGUUCUGGAAUGUAGGGGGGGAGGAGAGGCGAGUCUGAGCAGGCUCACUUUGUGGAGGUCACCCUCUGAAGGUCGUGGCAGGCCUGCUGGUCACCUCACAUUAGGUUCGCUAUCUGUGAAGAAGACAAAAGGUUUGGUUGCAUUUUCUGCGUCUUCUCCUCGUAUGGGCUUCAGGCGCCCUUAACAACUUACCUAGAAAUCUGUUGGCCAGAGUUCACAGAUGGUGUCUGUAGUCAUGCUCUGGCCCUCGAAGGAGUUUAAAUUUUCAAAAUACAGUAUUUCCCCUCCCUCCAGUAAGAUUCCACAUGAAAAAUCCAGAUUUCUACUUUCCCUAGAGAGAUGGAAAGAUCUAGAAACAUUCCCACAGAGCAGCAUUUGGCUGGGCUGAGCUGCCUUGCCUAGGGUGGGGGCUUGCUUUCUAGUUUGCCCCACUACUUCCUUUCAUCCCUACCCUACUUCACUCAUUUGGGUCUCCCAUCUGGCCCUUUAGGAACUUGGGUUUGCCCCAGCCUAGGAGUUGGCAAACUUUUUUCUGUAAAGAGCCAGAUGGCAAAUAUUUUAGGCUUUGAGGGCCAGAUGGUCUGUGUCACACGAGUCUGCUGUUGGAGGGCAAAGGCAGCCAAUGCAUAAAUGAAUGGGCGUGGCUGUGUUUCAAUAAAAGUUUAUUUACAAAAAUAGGCAGUGGCCAGAUUUGGUCCAUAGACUAGUUUGUGGACCUCCUCUGUCCUAGACCAUCCUUUCUUUGUCCACGAAGCUCUGGACUGAAUGCUCUGUUGACUCCCCCUAGGCAUGGCAGGGCCUUGGGAAACCUAGGUGGGGUAGGGUAAGUUUUGUCUCUUUCUCAGGCCCAGUGGAGGCCAGAGCACUAGGCAAGGGAGGGGGCAGAGGCAGAAGAUACCAAGGAGGGCAGGAACCACCUGACGCCAUGAUCUCAUAGUAGGUAAAGCUGAUUCCCCAGCUUAUUCAGGAACCACCAGCUCACAAUCUCUGGGGCAUCAGAAUCACUUGGGACCCCAGACCUUUCAGGAGGUUCAGUGAAGGUGUGCUGGGGGUUAAUCUCCCAGGAGGCCAGGAUGGCCUUGGUGUGUGGUCUCCACACCUCAGCAGCAGGGGGGGCUGUUUGGGACAGAGGGCAGCCUGGUGACAAGCCAGUGCCAUCCUUCUGCAGGUAAAGAAAUCUGUAGAGAGACCUGACUUGCCCAAGAUCACUCAAGAGCCGCUGUUACUUUUCAUCUCGGGUUUCUGGCAAGUCGUGGCCAGGGUAGGGUCACAGACGCUGAGCAGGGAUCAAAUAGAUGGUCCAGGGAAUUCUUCUUGUAUUUAGAGAGAGGUUCUCUGCCCCCCUGUGCAUCCAACUCUGGAAAGAUGGUGGCCAAGCUGAAGGCUAAGACUGAAGUCCUCUGUAUGAAGUGGAGGAGGGAGGGCCCCCAUGUCCAGGGCUGAGGCCUGUGUUCUUCUGAUAGGCCCCAGGCCCACUGUGGUGCCCGAGUUCCUGGGCGGAGGAAGCGAGAAGCUGGAGGAUGCGACCGUGCCUAUCUCGGGGGCCCAGGGAGGCGGGUGACUUGGGAAAGCAGGCUUGGGAGCCCUGUGGAAGGCUGCCAAGUCCACAUUUAUCCACGUACCAGAUGUUGUUUCUUGUUUCAGGCAUGGGCUUGGAGGACCUGUUGGGUGUACAGAGGGGGGACACAGCUGGGGCUGGUUGUGACGAGGGCACUCCUGAGUGCCGGGGAUAAGUGCUGGUUUCAGGGUACAGAGGGACCGAGUCCAGCACCCCCCACCCUCACCACCACUGUGACCACACAGGCUGGAGCGGAGCUUGUGGUCAGAGCUCCAGCUGGGAAAGGAGAGUUCCAGAAUGUUCCAAGAGCCUGGCCACAGGCUCCAGACACUAGGUCCUGGAGGCACCCGACGCCAAGUGCCCUUCGAGAGCUGGGGCAGGGGCAGGGUCUGGGCAGCAGCGGGGGCCUGGGGGCCUGGGGCCUGUCAGUUCUGUCGUGAGGGCCGCAUGCCCUGCCGGGAGCUGUCAGAGCAGCAGGCAGAGCCGGUGUUGUUUCUGCCGCUGUGCUUUCUUCAGAGCGCUGAGGGCAACCUUAGCGGCCUCCCGGAAGACGUCCUCCACAUUCUCCCGAAAUUUGGCAGAACAUUCCAGGUAGAGGGCGGCUUGGAUCUGCUCACAGGCGCUCUGGCCCUGGUGGGGGGAGGGGCAGAGAUUAGACCGCGGGCCUGGGGUGCCUCUUGUUGAGACCCCACUCACGAAUUUGUGGGCUUCCUGGGGCCAGGGCCCUCUCCAGGUUGUGCAGGUGGGUCAUAAGGGCUGGUUUGGUGUGGCCCACGGGCUGUGGCUGCUGGGAACUCCGUCCUGGCCUCCACCUCACGCUCUCCCCGAACUGAGGUGGAGACAGGGGCUGACUUCAGCCAGGAACUGGGGUGGUCUGUUGUGUCUGCCAGUCUGGUGAGAAGUGUUGAAGGCCUCAAGACAUAAGGGCUUCCCACAUGCCUCUCUCCCCGCUCGUCUCAGAAGCACAGUUUAGGCAACUGAGCUGGCUAUUAGAGUAGAAAGAAAAAUACUUCUAACAAAUUUAUUAAUGCCUAUUCCUUUUGAUUAAACUUUAUUCAUUUUC
Molecule: messenger RNA, 4486 nt
Organism: Odocoileus virginianus texanus
Lineage: Eukaryota; Metazoa; Chordata; Mammalia; Artiodactyla; Cervidae
Gene: TMEM120B
Product: transmembrane protein 120B
Biological process (GO): fat cell differentiation
Cellular component (GO): nuclear inner membrane
Source: RefSeq, a predicted model, not a curated record